Pan troglodytes (chimpanzee) is the source of this 425-nucleotide messenger RNA. RefSeq names its product UPF0764 protein C16orf89-like. Lineage: Eukaryota; Metazoa; Chordata; Mammalia; Primates; Hominidae. The coding region runs from base 1 to 330 and encodes 109 amino acids. The record is from RefSeq and is a predicted model, not a curated record. The transcript has 3 exons.
AUGGACAUAGAUGAGGCUGGAGAUACAGAGUCUCACUCUGUCACCCAGGCUGGAGUGCAGUGGUGCGAUUUCAGCUCACCGCAACCUCUGCCUCCUGGGUUCAAGCAAUUCUCCUGCCUCAGAGUAGCUGGGACUACAGGCAUGCACCACCACACCUGGCUAAUUUUUUGUGUAUUUUUGGUAGAGAUAGGGUUUCAUAAUGUUGGCCAGGCUGGUCUCGAACUCCUGAGGUCAGGUGAUCUGCUUGCCUCAGCCUCCCAAAGUGUGAGCCACUGCGCUUGGCCAAAAAAUGUCAUAUAUGAUCUUAAUAUCAUUAUUAUACUUAACUAAAUUAACAGUAAUUUUCUACUAUUGUCUGGUAGUCGUGCUUAUUAAAACUUCCCCAAUUGGCUGGGCAUGAUGGCUCAUGCCUGUAAUCCUAGCAC